GAGCUGGAGCUCAUUGAGGAACAGAGAGAGAGAGAGAGAUCUUUUCUUACAUUUGUUUUUUUUUUAAAUCUGAGAAUUGCUCCUUCAUUAAAAGUCAGGAUGAAUGUCGUGCAGCUGAUGGCUUGUGGACUAAUCAUGAGUCUUAUGUUGGUCAGAACAGAGGCGAGACCCACAACACCAAGCCAGCAAAAGGCUCUGGAAGCUCUGCUGGGAGAAGAGCUGGCGGAUUUUCUGGCUUCAGGUGAACGCAGGAUGCGGCUGCUGAGGGAACUCCGCACAGACACUCGCGCCAAGGGCAUGUGGGCACGCUUUGUAAGUGACCAGAAUGGCUCACGGAGGCACAAAUCAGGAACAAAGAAAGCAGGAAGCACCACCAGGAACGGCUGCUUUGGACACAAGAUGGACAGAAUAGGCACCAUCAGCGGCAUGGGCUGCCAACCGGCGUAUUACCCAUCCACAAAUAACCUCUCCUGAGUAUCGCAAGGACGAUGAGGUUUCGGACAAUGUUGACUUUCUCCUUUUGAGGAAAAGCCUUAAGAAAAUGUAUUAAAAAAAAGAAAGAAAAAAAAGAAAAAAGACCCAGAUUGUCGGUACGGAAAGUUGCCAAAAUUGAGCGCCAUGGGAGAAAAAAUGUAAUCAUCAAAAA
This is a messenger RNA of Ictalurus punctatus (channel catfish), 646 nucleotides long. It is a transcript of the gene nppc, whose product is annotated as natriuretic peptide C. Lineage: Eukaryota; Metazoa; Chordata; Actinopteri; Siluriformes; Ictaluridae. The record is from RefSeq and is marked provisional. Gene Ontology annotation, cellular component: extracellular region. Gene Ontology annotation, molecular function: hormone activity; hormone receptor binding. Gene Ontology annotation, biological process: cGMP biosynthetic process; receptor guanylyl cyclase signaling pathway.